Cladocopium goreaui is the source of this 6036-nucleotide messenger RNA. The record is from the annotation of a GenBank genome assembly. Lineage: Eukaryota; Dinophyceae; Suessiales; Symbiodiniaceae.
AUGCCACAGGAUGGUGUCGAUCUCUCUUCAGCGCCGGCCAGAUGUGAGCAGCGUCCCUUUGUCUUUAACCCUGCUGCGCCAGUCUUUGACCCAGGAGCUCCAAACCUUCAGACAAUGUCUGAAGACAUACAGGAACUACACCAGCACUGGCUCAGGACGGCCUUUAGUUGGGACAAUGAAAUUGCAUCUACUGGAGUGAAGACGUGGUUCGUCGAUCACCACAAUCAAUUCUAUUGGAUGUGUCAACUUCCAAGAUCCACUCACCUCUACGAAGAUUUUUCCCAGUGGGAAGCUCAACUUAGGCACAUUUGGCGAGAUCUUGUGGAUCCCACUGCAGAGUUGACGUUUCAAGUGGUGACGCCCACGCCUGUCAACACGGAUGCAGAGACAGCCGCACAUGUCAUUCUGAUUCAACGGCCACAUGCUGUUUUUGCCACCAUCUUGACGACUGUCAUUGAUCGAAGCCAGCCACCAGGGAGCGUCAUCAUGCAACUUGCCAUUACGGUACAUGAACAUUUGUAUCUUGAACAUCUGCUGAUGGCGCUUGGACUUGCUGGACGCUGUCUCCAUCCGGGAGCCCCGAUGCAAUGUCAGACAUGGUAUGAUCGUAUGCAACUACGUCAAGGAGCGCCAUUCCCGGCACGUAACGGACAGAGCAUACUGAUCUUCAUGGACCGCCGACCUACAUAUCAACACACACGGGCCGCGACCUCGUUGCUACAGACAAGGGCCACUCUCAACCGUCGUGAGCGCCAAACACAUGGGCAGGUGGCUCACACCCAUGGGCCACGACAGGACGACUCCGUUGAAGACAUCCCCUUGCCAAGGAGUGAUGAGGCCGAGACCGUGGAAGACACAGAGAUCAUCUUUAUUCAUUGGCCACCGCAAUAUCAGCGAUCAGUUCCACUACCAGCCUUCAUUGAGGCGCCACGCUGUGGGACUGACCAACAAAUUCUGCAAGAGUUGCGAUGUUGGGGAUAUGAAGGACAGGUCAUCAGAUGUGGACAACAUGAUGCGGUCUACUUCUGUCCGAAGGAUGCAUCUCCAGAGAUCGUACACAUCUAUUGCAAUCAAGAGGUCAAGGAAAAAGAUGGCAUCCAUGUAGUGUCAGGAGCACCAGCACAAGAUGACUUGGUGCAUAUGAAGUUCCUCUAUGCCAAAGGAUUUCACAAAGCAGUGAUUGUUCAACGAGACACUGUCCUGCCUUCUGUGACUAUCCUCUACUUCAGGAAUGUUGAACCGCAACAUGAGGACAAUGAUCGACCAAAAAGAGAACCAACACCAUGGCCACAGCCACAACCUCUUCAGUACAACAUUACCAAGCCCUACAUCAAAGGCAGUGAAUCUGCACGGCAGUCAGACUAUGUGCUUGCGUUUGACAGGGAGGAAUUGCAUGCCUUCUUCAAUGCACCACCGAUUGCACUGGUCACAGACAUUACGCCCUAUGAUGUUCCUGACUUCAUUUGUGAGGCCAUUGCAAGGUGUAAGCCUUUGGAUCGACGUGACCGCCUUGUCAUAUAUACAGAUGGAUCCUCGCAAAGCAGACGUAGACACUGUUCGCCCAUCUGGACCGAUCUACAUGAUGUCAGCGACUCUUGGUGCUUUGCUGUCUUUGCGGAGCAGUAUGCAGAUGAUGGUCCAGGACAUAGCCCUUAUCUUGAGUUCAUUGGCUUGACUUGUCAGCAGAUCUUGUACGAACCUGACAGACCUCAUCAUGCUGGGACAGAUCACAUCGGUUCCGAUGCGGCAGAAACAGAAGCCCUCCUAUGGAGCGCACUCUGGCGCCUUGCGCAAAAUCAUCGUCUGCCGACGGUCUUUGUCUCUGAUUCCCAACUUGUGGGAGGACAAGCCAUAGGCAAGACAGGCACGACGAUGUUGACAAAGCCCUUCUGCCACCUCAGAGCUGCGUUCCAGGCGCUGGAGGCAAUGCUGCCAGGGGAACAGUUGAAAGUGGUUCACACACGCAGCCAUGCCGGGGAGCCCUACAACGAGCUGGUCGAUCAUUUUGCGAAAAGAGAGGCCAAGCAAAGCCUGUAUUUGCCUCGGCAAUCAGUCAAUCUCAGGACCUUUGACCGCAUCCUGUCAAUCUUAUGGAUGAUUUUGUCCCAGGAUGGCGAUGUGCCAAAGCAAUGUGCAGAGGGGUUGGCAAUCACACCGCCACAGCUCCCUUCAGAGCAACCGACGCCAUCGGCAUCCCCUACUAUCAUGACAGGAGCUGAACAUCACAAGAUCCAUAUUGCGCUCAGCUUUGCUACGGCAAAUGUCCGAACCUUUUACAAAGGAGAUGAAGGAGUGCCUGGCAAGCUUCACUAUGUCAGGGCACAGCUCAAGCAUUUGCAUCUUCACUUCUUGGGCCUUCAAGAAACCCGCACAUCGCGAUGCUCCUCUACUGCUGAUGGUGUCUACCGGUUAGCCAGCGGGGACCACCAAGGCCCACAAGGAGUUGAACUAUGGAUCAACAUGGAGCAACCCUAUGGCUGGCGGAAUGGUAAAGCUCUGUACUUCAAAGUGUCACACUUUGUGGUGACAUACACUGACCCUCGCUUCAUCGUCGUCCAUGUGCGCAAUGAACAACUCGACUUUUGGAUAGCAGUCGUGUAUGCACCGCAAAGUGGAAUUGCCUUGACCGAACGGACUGAGUGGUGGGCCCGAUUCACAGAACAGCUCAAGGCUGAAACAGAAGGCCAUGAUUUGGUUCUCAUGAUUGACGCCAAUGCAGCCACUGGAGCCACAGAUGGGGAGCAUGUCUUCAUUCAGGAUGACAAAGUGAACAAGCGACAUGGACGUGCCCCGCCACCGAUAUUGGGCAUCGCAUUGACUAUGUCGCAUUGCCUAUUACCUGGCAGUCCUCGUGCACCAUAUCAAGAACGAUACCUGAACUUGAUUUUGGACACGUUGGAGAUCAUACAGCAGUUGGAGUCGAAGUUCAAUGGCGACAAUUUUCCGCCCCCACACAUCGACAGGGACGACGAGGCGUACAAUUUGAUCGCCAAGCCAUUGCGGGUCAAUCAUUACAUUUGUACCUCGCAGACUAUGUCCCCCUCGAUUGGCAGGCUGAUAUUGAGAAUCAGGUACAUCAUUGCAAUGCACAUCUACAUCAGGUUCUACGCAAACAUUGCCCCAAGCAAGGGCAUAGACCAAAGAAGCAGUUUAUCACAGAGGAGAUCUGGCAACUCCGAACGCUCAAACUCCGAGAAGGAAGACAAGUACGACAUCUUCGACGUCUCCAACUUCGAGAAGUUUUGGCGCACACAUUUGCAGCCUGGAGGUCGCAGCAGAGAGAGCAACCUUCGAAUUGCUUCUACGUUCCUGCAACAACUCAAGCCCAUCAUUGGACCGACCAAUCUCCGACACAAAAGAGAGACGCCCUUGCCCAUUGUGAAAGAUGAUGAUGGCAACCCUUGCCGCACACAUCAAGAACUUGUCGACAGAUGGGUCAAUUUCUUUGGGGCAAUGGAAGGAGGCACCCGGAUGGACGCUGAUCAGCUUCGAGCGCAGUGGUUAUACAAUCUGGGCACCUUCAUUCCGGACAAGCUUUGCCUACAGCCCGAAGACUUGCCCACCUUGGUCGAACAGAUGAGGUCUUUCGAUCUGCUUGAGACCUAUGAUGGCCCCAACACGUCAGGACUUUUUUCCACUGAGCCUGCGGACACUGCCUCGCAACAGUAUUUGGGCCCUACAUGGAUGGAUGACCUUUGUAUCACUCUGUCAGCCUCGACUGCAGAGGACAUCGAACGCCAAGCAGGACAAGCCUGUGGCAUUUUGCUGGACACGUGCCGUCGGCAUGGGGUCUCGCCCAACCUUAGCAAAGGGAAAAGUGAGAUCCUUUUUGCCUUCAGAGGGCCUGGUUCCCGGGCGCACCGCCGAAAAUACUUUGGGCCCAGCCAGUCUGGUCGAAUGACGAUCGUCACUGAACAGGGCGUACAAGAAAUUUCAGUCGUUGGGCAAUAUCAACAUUUAGGCGGACUGGUUCAUCACAGUGGCGAGACUCGCCACGAGAUGCGAAGAAGGGCGGCGCAAGGACAUGCAGCCUUCUCCCAGCACCGCAAGGCAAUCUACCAAAACCAUCAAUUGAACCAGCGGAAGCGAAGUGAGCUCUUCCAGACGUUAGUGGCGAGCAAGGUCCUCUUUGGGAUGGAAUCAUGGACGCUUAUGGACAAGGUCAACAAGCACUAUUUCCACAGCGCCUACAUGCGACUGUACAGACGCUUGCUGAAGACCCCUCCUGCAGCUUCCUUUUCUGAUGAAGAGAUUCUCACCCAAAUUGGCCUGCCCUCACCAACCACACUUCUGCGUAUUUCGCGCUUGAGGUAUUUGGCUUUGCUCUACAAAUGUGAACAUGUGACGCCUUGGGCUGUGUUCCGCACCGACACAGAAUGGUUGACCCUCAUCCAGGACGACCUCCAAUGGCUUUGGCAUUUGAUUCAAUCAACCACGCAGCUCCCAGAUCCGGCCACUCACUUUGGUGUAUGGGAAAACGUGCUCCGCUACCAUCGUACCUACUGGAAGAGACUCUUACAAAGGGCAUCCCAGCUGGAACUACUGCACUGCGAAGAUCAGGUGCUCUUGCUCAAACUCCAUCGUGAUGCCUUCAGGAUUCUGGAGCACAAGGGCCCCUUUGCACAUCGACCACAGAUUUUUGUGCGAGCCCCUGAUCAAGCAGACGAAGUCUUCGGUUGCAUGUAUUGCUGCAAAAGAUUUCGCAGUCAUGGAGGCGAAGGAGCCCACCUAUGUAGAGCGCAUGGCAUUGUUUCGCAGCUGAGGUGGCUCUAUGAUGGCACGUCAUGCCCGGCGUGUCUACGAGAGUAUCAUACUUUUGCAAAGUUGCAACAGCAUCUCAGAGGAGCCGCGACCUGUCGUGCACUACUACAAGGGCAAAGACACUGCAGGGAACCUGCCCCAGGUAAGGGCUCUGCGGCCAACGAGCGCUUACACAACCUCCAUGAUGGCCUGCUGCCGAUCCUACAAGCCCAAGGACCAAGAGAUGACCGACGCCAACCUCGAGCCGAGGAGAACUAUGACCUCCAGCUCUUCGAGGACUUGGCCACACUAUGCUUCGAACAUCAAGACCAUCCAGACCGUGAUCUACAAGCAGCCCUCACAGCAAAGAUCCAGGAACGCCCCAUUGGUUGGACUGCCACCAGACGCACAUUGCAACACUUUGUGGACAGCCUGACUUGCACAGAUGCCGAUCUGGCCCAGCUGGACUUUGAUGAGUGGAAAAGGAUGCUUACAAUGCUUGGAGAUUUCCGUGCGUGGAGCUUCUUACGAGAAGAUCAUCAACAGGAUCCUACUGAACAUGACCUUUCUCUUGAUCAGUAUGAAGACUGGUGCACAGAGCUCCGUGCUUUUGAGACGCCUCGUGCACAAGAUUCGCAAGUCCCACGCAUUCGAUUUCAAGAACGUGUUGUGGUUCAUGCCUACUCGGGGAGGCGCCGCCACGGGGAUUUCCAGUGGUAUAUGGAGGCCAUCGCCGAGCGCAAGGACAUUAAGCACCUCUUUGUCGUAUCGCUUGACUUGGUAAUCGACCAGGAAUGGGGCGACAUUGGCCGCCAGGAAUCGUAUGAAUUCUGGACGCAUGCCAUCUACAGCGGAUACGUCAUCGGCAUGAUCGGGGGGCCACCCUGUUGCACGUGGUCUGCCGCCCGGGGCAAAACCGAUGCGAGCAUGGCACAGCUUGGUCGCACUGGACCACGGCCCAUUCGUUCAGCUGCAGAACUAUGGGGUUUCUGGUCCUUGUCCAUCCGGGAAAAGAGGCAGAUCCUGGACGGACACAGGCUCCUGGCGUUUAGUCUGAUCUGUAUGAUGCUCCUUGAGCAGGUGGAUGGAUCAGGCGUGCUGGAACACCCAUCCGAGCCGGCCGACCCGCUGAGCCCGAGCAUUUGGAAGUUACCCUUGAUGAUUCUCUUGCUGCAGCUCCCUGGCACUGUGCCUGAUAGCGGGCACCACAUCCCGACACACGUGUUGCACAGAAUCCAGGCCAUGGUAUGCACCGAUUUCGGCACUACUAUCGGCCCCGAUUGUGUCAAGGGAUGA